Arabidopsis arenosa is the source of this 2158-nucleotide messenger RNA. Lineage: Eukaryota; Viridiplantae; Streptophyta; Magnoliopsida; Brassicales; Brassicaceae. The record is from the annotation of a GenBank genome assembly.
ACCAUCGCAUUUCCUCUGUUUCAAUGGCUUCUUCCACGACGACCCUUCUUGGCCCACCUUCCAUCUCCGGCGAUUCAACGAUCAUCAAACCAGUCACCAUCCAUUCACCGGAAACCCCUGUUUCCGAUGAAAACAGUUUAAUCUCCCAAACCGCUACACUAAACCUUGAAGAACCACCACCAAUGGGUCUAACGGAGAAUUUCUCGCCGACGUUUCUUUCCUCCGGGAACCCAUGUCUUGAUUUCUUCUUCCACAUCGUCCCCGAUACAUCUCCCGAUGAUCUGAUCAAAAGGUUAGCUAUUUCUUGGUCUCACGAUCCUUUGACUACGUUGAAACUUGUAUGCAAUCUCAGAGGAGUUAGAGGAACUGGGAAAUCAGACAAAGAAGGGUUUUACACAGCUGCGUUUUGGCUUUUCAAGAAUCACCCAAAAACCCUAGCUUUGAAUGUCCCUGCUCUUGUUGAUUUUGGGUAUUUCAAAGAUUUGCCUGAGAUUCUGUUUCGGAUCUUGGAAGGUCAACAGAUGGAGAGAGGGAAGAGUCGGGUUUGGAGGAAGAGGGUUCAGAGGAAAUUCAAAGGGAAGAGUGAGAAAAGUGAAGAGAUUUCCGGUGAAAUGGAAGAUCGGAUUCUGGAAAAUGUGGAGGAGAUUGGUGGUUCUGUUGAUAAGGUAAAGGCUAGGGCUUUACGGAAACAGAGAGAGUUCGAAAAGGCGAAAAAGGCGGUAGAGAGGUAUAACUCUGAUGCUAAUUAUAGAUUACUGUUUGAUCGGAUUGCGGAUUUGUUUGCGGUUAUGUUGAAAUCGGAUUUGAAGUGUUUGAAUUCGAAUGAGUUGAAUAAGAUUGGUUUAGCUUCAAAAUGGUGUCCUUCUGUUGAUUCUUCGUAUGAUAAGACUACUUUGAUAUGUGAGGCGAUUGCUAGAAAGAUGUUCCCUAGAGAUGAGUAUGAAGGUAUCGAAGAAGCGCAUUAUGCGUAUAGGAUUAGAGAUAGGUUGAGGAAAGAAGUUCUUGUGCCGUUACAUAAAGCGCUUGAGUUUCCGGAGUUGUUCAUGAGUGCAAAGGAAUGGAAUUUGUUGAAGUAUAAUAGAGUUCCUUCUGUUGCUAUGAAGAACUACAAGAAGCUGUUUGAGGAACAUGAUAGCGAGAGGUUUUCACAGUUUUUGGAGGAUGUGAAGUCUGGCAAGAAGAAGAUAGCGGCUGGUGCGUUGCUUCCUCAUCAGAUAAUCAAGCAGCUGGAGGAUGAGAGUGGGAGUGAAGUUGGCGCGGAAGUUGCGGAGCUUCAAUGGGCGAGAAUGGUGGAUGAUCUUGCCAAGAAAGGGAAGCUGAAGAAUUCAUUGGCAGUUUGUGAUGUCUCUGGAAGUAUGUCUGGUACACCUAUGGAGGUUUGUGUGGCGCUCGGGUUAUUGGUUUCGGAACUGAAUGAAGAGCCGUGGAAAGGGAAAGUUAUCACCUUUAGCGAGAACCCGCAGUUGCACAUUGUCACGGGUUCGAGUCUGAGAGAAAAGACUGAGUUUGUCAGGGAAAUGGAUUGGGGAAUGAACACGGAUUUCCAGAAAGUGUUUGAUCGGAUUCUAGAAGUUGCAGUCGAGAACAACUUAACCGAUGAUCAGAUGAUCAAGCGGUUGUUUGUGUUCAGCGAUAUGGAGUUCGAUGAUGCAAUGACAAACAGCCAUUCAGAGGUGAGUUACCGACUGAGUGUGGAGGACCGGUUGAAGAUAGCGAAGCAACGGUCCAAGGAGAAAUGGGAGACAGAUUAUGAGGUGGUUCAGAGGAAGUAUAAUGAGAAGGGUUUUCAGAAUGUUCCAGAAAUGGUAUUUUGGAACUUAAGAGACUCAUCGGCUACACCCGUGGUGGCUAACCAUAAAGGAGUAGCUAUGGUUAGCGGGUUUUCGAAGAAUCUACUGACUCUGUUUCUUGAGGAAGGUGGGAUUGUGCAUCCUGAAGAUGUCAUGUGGUUAGCCAUCAAAGGUGAGGAGUAUAAGAAGCUUGUUGUUUAUGACUGAGAUACACACACACAAGGUUUGAUGCUUAAACAGUAACACCAUCGUUUCUAUCAAUUUCUUUGAGUUUAUAUCUAAGAAAAAAAAACUAAGAAGUUUGAUAAUUUUUAUUGUUUUGUUUUUGGUUUGUGGAAUUAUGUGUGGAAUGAAUCUUGUUUAACUUU